GUCAUAUGAGCGGUCAAGCAUCGUUUGCCAUCUGCUUCGGUAGCAGAUGGCUUAUUCUCGGAAUAAAUCGACAUCUGUCUCGAUCGACUAUAAAUUUCGACUUUAAACAAUUGGAUAUUUUAAUUUGUUAUAAUCAGAAGGUGAACUUAUAAAUUUUUUACAAAAAGUAAAGAUUAUUUUAAAGACUGGAUUAAGAGCGACCGUUUGAAUUGCCCUUUAUCGUUUCCUUUUUUUUUGUAUAUGUGUGUGUGUUGGGUGAAUUAUAACGGUCGCGUGGCAAUCUCGUGCGAAUUCGUUAGGGCCAUCGCGCAGAUGGGAGCAGAUGGCUUUUCUUUACACGGAGCCGGAGGAUUUCCAUCGCAUGUCGUGUUUUUAGUUCACAAUGGGACAGAGAAUCGGCAAGUUGUCGGGUCAAGAUACUCCCGUUUUGAAAAGAGUUUCUUCCGCUAGUACUCCCCUGUUAAACAAUAACAGUCCAACAGAAUCUGUUAAUAAUAAUAAGCCUUCUACAGAUUCUCCACAGUACCCGAAUGGAAGAAGAAUAAGUACUUCUUCCAGUACACCUCAUUUACCAACAGUUGGUAUUCCCGAAGAAGUGGAAACGCCUAUUUUAAGAAAUCAUGCCAAUACAAAUUAUAUUAGCAAUAAUUUAAAUGAAAAUACAAACUCUCCCGACAAAGUAACAGAAAAGCCUUUAUAUGAAAACUUUGCUUCCUUCAAAGCGUUAACUCCUUCUCCACAGACUAGUACUCCGAAAAAAUCUCCAAGAAUGGAAGAAAUUAUAUAUGAAGAAAUUACUUCCGAACAUUUAUCUUCCAAUAAUUAUUAUAAGGAAGCUUCGGAAAACAAUCGCGAUCGAGAACGAAAAACUUCAAUUGAUAAAAUCGAUGAAACCUAUACCGAUAUGGCACCUUUAACAAAUCAAGCAAAAAAUCAGUCAGAGAAAACAACAUUGAAAAAAGAAAUUCCAGAAAGAUGCAGUGAAUGGACUUCGACUUCUAUACAAAAGUGGCUUUAUGAUCUUCACACGUUAACAGAGACUGAAUGCCUCAGCACUCUGCAAGGAAAAGAUUUAACACAAUGCCAAUUUGUUAGGAUAUCUCAAGAUGCUGUGGUUACUUUAAAUAAACUGACUAACAAAGUUAAUGAAAAUUUUAAUCAUUGUAUCAAAACAGCCAUUCAUGGACAAUGGUCGAAUAGUUGUAAAGAAUUAUGCAUCGGCAUUAAUAAUUUAGCUAAAUAUUAUGAAAUAAACAUUACAUUUUUACAUCUAUCAUACUACAAACCGAAAAUGGAAGAAAUGUGUAGAAAAUUGGAAGAAUUAUCUAAGAAAAAUGAAGAUAGAAUUGAAAUAAUUCUCGAGAACUUUAGAAAAGAAGUGGAAAGACAUACAAGAAUAUUGAUAACAUAUAACUUACAUACAAUUGUACAAAUGAUCCUUAAAGGAAACGAUGCAUACUCUUUGAAAACUGCAAUUACUUCUCUUAUCACAUUAGCUGAAAUUUCAGAUGUCAUCAGAUAUUUAAUUUCUAAGGUUGGUGGAAUUAAUGCCUUACUAGAAAUAUGCACAAAGAAUAAAGAUAACUCCCUAAUACUUUUAGCGUUGAGAGCUUUAUCUGUUGUAUGUUCUACUCCUAGCACAGUUGAAAAAUUCGUUAAAGCCGGAGGAAUUGAAUGCAUUACGCAUGUUUUUCAACACGAAUCUGUAGAAGAAAUAAGAAGUGAAGCAGCGGGAUUACUCACACAGAUUACAGCACCUUGGAUGGAUAAAUGUGGUCUCACUGUAUCGAAGUUGAAAUUUAAUAUCAAUUAUAUCAUUAGUUCACUCACUGAUUUAAUAGAAACUACAUUUAGUGAAGAAGUUUUUUUACUUGCAACAUCAGCCUUAGCGAAUUUAUCAUAUUUAGAUAGUGAAUCUUGUAAUAUUAUUAAAGAAUGUGGUACAGUGCAAAAACUUAUAACGAAAUAUAGAUUACAUACAGAAUCGUCAUCAUCUCUAUAUAUUAAAGAUCAGAUGGCUACGAUAUUUGCAAAUAUGGCUACGUCUUUUCCUCAUCACGUUUCCGAUACGGGUGGCGUUGUCCUCCUCUUGUGUUUUCUUCAAUUGAGACCAUCUCUCAUGCACAGUAAAGCAGAGAAAUCGGCGUGUGAGCGUAUUUUGCAAAAAUCAGCCAUCGCUAUAUCUCGUCUUUCGAGUUAUAAAGAUAUUUCAUCCAUAAUAAUUGAAAUGCAAGGAAUUCAUAGAUUGGUGAGGUUAUGCAAAGAUAGAAAAGAAAGGAAUGAUAGUGAUACGGUUCUCAUAGCUUGCUUGGCUGCGAUUAAGAAAAUUUCUGCAAGUCAAGACGUAGACAUAUUCAAAAAGUUGAAUGCUGAUGAUUUAGUGGAAUCGCAUAUUUGGGAUUCAUUUUUAAUUUAUUCAUCGAAACUUAAAUUAGACGAAAGUAAAUCGUCCAGCGAUAACAGCAUAGCUGUGUGAACGAAUUGAAAAAGUAGAUUCAGAUAGUAAUUUAUAAAAUCUCUAUUUUCCCAUUUCACUUAUAAUACUUCUCGUUAAAAUUACGUAUUUCGAUCAA
Centruroides sculpturatus (bark scorpion) is the source of this 2573-nucleotide messenger RNA. It is a transcript of the gene insc, whose product is annotated as protein inscuteable homolog. Gene Ontology annotation, molecular function: cytoskeletal adaptor activity; protein binding. Gene Ontology annotation, cellular component: apical cortex. The record is from RefSeq and is a predicted model, not a curated record. Lineage: Eukaryota; Metazoa; Arthropoda; Arachnida; Scorpiones; Buthidae. The transcript is spliced from 12 exons. Gene Ontology annotation, biological process: establishment of mitotic spindle orientation; regulation of asymmetric cell division; apical protein localization. Bases 383 to 2476 code for a protein of 697 amino acids.